GUGGCUGACAGGCGCUCCUCCCCCCGACGGCGGCGCCUGGUGCCCAGGCGGGACCGGCGGCUACCAGCUCGCGAACCCGCGAGGCGCGAGGGCCGUACCGGGGGAUGGACGAAGCGAAGAUGGACGAGAAUGAAUGGGGAUACCAUGGCGAAGGCAACAAGAGCCUGGUGGUGGCCCACGCACAGCGUUGUGUGGUGCUGCGUUUUCUGAAGUUUCCUCCAAAUAGGAAGAAGACCUCAGAAGAAACAUUUCAGCACCUGCAGAACAUAGUGGACUUUGGCAAAAAUGUCAUGAAAGAGUUUUUGGGGGAGAACUACGUUCAUUGUGGGGAAGUUGUUCGACUGCCUUUAGAUUUUGUGAAACAGCUUUGUUUAAAGAUUCAGUCUGAACGACCAGAGUCGCGCUGUGACAAGGACCUGGACACCCUUAGUGGCUAUGCCCUGUGCCUUCCCAAUUUAGCCAGACUUCAGACCUACUGCUUUGCAGAGCACCGGCCGAUUCUCUGUGUGGAGAUCAAGCCAAAAUGUGGGUUUAUUCCUUUCUCCACUGACGUUACACAUGAGAUGAAGCACAAGGUGUGUCGUUACUGCAUGCACCAGCACCUUAAGGUGGCAAAUGGGAAGUGGAAGCAGAUCAGUAAAUACUGUCCCCUCGACCUCUACUCAGGAAAUAAACAGAGAAUGCACUUUGCCUUGAAAAGCUUAUUACAGGAGGCUCAGAACAACUUAAAGAUAUUUAAGAAUGGUGAGCUGAUUUAUGGCUGCAGAGACUCCCGAAGCCCCUCAGCUGACUGGAGUGAGCUGGCACACCACCUGAAGCCCUUCUUCUUCCCAUCCAAUGGUCUGGCAGGCGGGCCCCACUGCACAAGGGCUGUGAUCCGGGAGUUGGUCCGUGUUAUCACGCGGGUGCUGCUGAGUGGCUCUGACAAGGGCCGGCUGGGCGCCCUGAGGCUGGGACCUGGGCCUCGGGGCCCACUCGUCUGUGAAGCCAGCCCUUUUGGCAGGAGCCUGCACCGCCAAGGAAAACCCCCCCUGGAGCACUCGGGGUUACCGAAGGGCUGUCUUCUGUACAAAACCCUCCAGGUGCAGAUGUUGGACCUGCUGGACAUUGAAGGCCUCUACCCUCUGUACAGGCGGGUAGAGCGGUACCUGGAGGAGUUUCCUGAGGAAAGAAAAACGUUGCAAAUAGAUGGGCCUUACGAUGAAACAUUUUACCAGAAGCUGCUUGAUCUUUCCACUGAGGACGACGGGACAGUAGCCUUUGCACUCACGAAGGUUCAGCAGUACCGUGUUGCCAUGACUGCGAAGGACUGCUCCAUUAUGAUCGCCCUGUCCCCUUGUCUGCAGGAUGCAAGCCCUGAUCAGAGACCCAUCGUCCCUUCAUCGAGAUCCCGGUUGGCCUUUUCUGUGUCUGUGCUGGACCUUGACCUCAAGCCCUAUGAGAGCAUUCCUCACCAGUAUGUACUGGAUGGCAAGAUAGUCAACUACUAUUCAAAGACUGUACGUGCCAAAGAUGCUGCCAUGAUGUCGACAAGGUUUAAAGAAAGUGAAGAAUGCACAUUAGUGCUCCAUAAGGUCUAACUUUUUACCUGUAGUGUCUUUGAAACUUGAACACAGAAUGUGAAGGUUGAGUGAUAGAGCUAUUUUUCUGUUGUACUGGGUGGCUUUUGGCUGUGAAUGUUUUGCUAUUUAACCCCUGUUCAGGUGGGAUUGCCUCUGGAGACACGGAAUGGAAAAGCACUAAACACCAUCCAGGACAAGGAAUGUCAGUUGUGAGCCCAGGAAUGUUGAGCUGAGUCCCCAGAAGCCACUCAUUUUUAAAACUGGGGUUCCUGUCAAGCCCCAGGAAAAUGUUCUGGACAGUUCUUCUUUUCCAUCUAGGGCUCAAAUCUAAUUCUCUAAUGCGAAAAGCCUUACUCUAAGACCCAAGGUUUGGAUCUCCUACCAACAAACUCCUAACAUAGAAAACUUGAAUUAUCACAUACAUCUUACAGUUUGGACUUUUUGAGAAAACAUGGAUACUACUGGAACUUUCCCAGCUGAGUUACUUGGUCACUUUUUUAAUGCAAACCACACAUCAGUGCAGGUGUAGGUGGUUCCCUGCUGUGUGAUGGGUCAUUGAUGUGGACUCCGUUCUGAGCAGUGUGGAUUUGGAGCCCCCGUGGAGGCACUGUGCCCACUGCUCUGCAUGGGUCAGCAGGGAGGUGGCACUCAGGUUAAGGUGGACACCACUCGUGUGGGCGUUGACUUUCUGUUUUGCUGAAUGAUUUUAACUUUAGGGGAGACAAAUGCUCUUCCCCACCUGGAAUUGCUGCUGUGGAUCUUAGAAGCAGAGCUGCAGCCAUCCCCGGGGUGGCUGUGCUCCUAGCAGCUCUGUGUUCCUGGCAUUUGUGGGUGUUUGGGUGGCAAGGAAACCUCAGCCAGUUCUGUCAGAGCCAGCAUCGAGCUUCCUCCCCCAUCUGUUCUUCCCUCAGUUCCACUAAGAUGUGUGGUUUUUGCAGCCUCGUGUGGUGCUGGGCCACCUCCCUUCCAGGGCUGCUAAGGCCCUUCUUCCAUGAUGAGAGACUCCUGGCUGGCACCAAGAGGGUCUUUUUGGGGUCACCAAGUGUGCCCAGCUGCUAUGAAAACUGUUGGGAAUCUUGGCUUCAGUUUUUUAUUCUAUGGUAGGUUGUACAGAUUAUUUAUAUCAUCAUUUUGAGGGACUAAUGAAGGCUUAUUGUAACAUAAUAUUAUAUUAGUGAAACCAUGGAAUUGUAUGAAAAUGCCACAUGAAAAAUAAGGAGACUAUUUUGCUGAUUGUAAACUUUUGUGGGAAAUUUUGUGAUAAAUUGAGAAUUACACUUGUUUGAAUCAAGCCAGAUCUUCUAGAAUUUAUUCUUCUAUUGUCUUUACACUUCUUUCUCCCAUACUCAGAGGUGCAGAAAGAUACUCGACUGACCACCUCUCUCAUUCAUGUGUGUAUUGAGGCCUAAGGUCUUUGGGGACUGUAGGGAUGUGCGGGAGCGCUGUUCUCAUGUGCAGGUGGCAGGCUCCAGAGCGCACAUCAGGAGUGGCUCUCAGCCUUGUUUGGAUCCUGCUUUCCUGUGCCAGGAGGUGCCCCAGCUAGCUCGCACUUCACCAUGGCCUUGCCUGUUGGUGAUGUUCAUGCUAUUGAAACUAUGUUUUCACCGACUAGAACACAUUUUAAUGGUUGUCUGAAAUCAGUGGCACUCUUAAACUCUGGACACUUUUAAUGAAGACCCUAAUUCUUCUAUGUGGGGAUUUGGACCAUUGGUGGUAGACAGGGGUGUGGAGGCCCCCUGUGAUGGAACAGUAACAUCUUUGCUAUCUUGUGGCACUUUUUAAAGUUAAUUGCUCCGUUUUUUUUUUUUUUUGGUGGAGGACCAAGAAGAGUAAAUGCCUCCAAGGGGUGUUUUCCAGACUUGGGGGUGAGGAAGGCUGAGUCCCCGCUGGGGUGUCUGAAGAGUGUCUAAGAAAUGAGACUUUUGGCAAAUUGCUUCCAGUUACCCCCAGGUGAUAGGGGAAUGCCUGGCCCUCACCCCCAGUUUUGAUGUGAAGUGAGAGGGAGAAGUUGGGCAGACACCUUUCCUGUACCCUUUCUCAAAUGUUACUCUAUACGUGUCACUUGUUAGGUAUUUUGUAUUUAAACGGCUGUAUUUAUUUUUCAUGUCAUGACAGGUAUAUAUAAUGUGCCAUAACUGCAUAGUCAACAUGAUUUAAAGGGAUGAUUUCUAAAUAGAAAAUAGCACAUGUUUAUACUCAAUAAAAUCACACGCUUCAGGUGCACUCACUGGUUCCUAGUUGUUUUCCUCUGUGCAGAGCGAUGCUAUCAGGCUCUCUAGAGUGGCUUCAAUGCCCAGCGCGCCCAGCAAGGCUCGGAAGCUGAGUGGAGCAGCUUCUAUGACUCUGUUCUUGUCCAGCUGAAGGGCUGUAAAGACGACAAACUGGGUAAGAGAUGUCAUGGGAUCCCUUGUGUUAGUGCUUACUCUCAGCCACAGUGAGGAUGGUGGGGCUGUGGUCAUGACUUAGUGGAGCUUUUAGCUGCAGACUAGAAAAAGAGACAGAACCUUUCCCUCCCUCAAGAUUCAGCCAGGAGGCAGUUCUUAGCCCUAGACUGUCCACCUGUGUCAUUGCCUGUGGCUUUUUUUCCCUUUUUCCUUUUCCUAAUAAACCUGUUCUUUUAAAAUGAAAAAAAAAAAAAAACAGAUUCAGCCAGGAGGAUCCUGGGGAAGUGUAAUACCCCUCAAAUGUGGUUUCUGAGUGAUCAAUAAAAAUGUUUUUUUUUUUUAAUGAUGGGAAAAAGUACAUUGGUGAGAUUUAAACUUCUGACUAUUGCCAUGUAACACCAGAUGAAAUAAGUAGAUGUCUACUGGGCCCACUAGAAGUCCCCAAAACAUCUACUGGGGUCCUACCUCGCCAAGGCACUUGGGUGAGAAGAUCCAGCUUUGGCAAAACCUUUCCUUCUUCAUCUAUUUGUAUCCUCCAGACGAUUACUAAUUCAAACCUGAAAGAUGUAAAAUACACUGAUAAGUGCCUUUCGGCAUCUGUAAAGGCAAAACAUACAAAGAAAUCUGGUUAAAAGUAAACUGCAGCACCUCAUCUGUCUUCAGGAACAGAGCUGCUGGCCUCCUGCCUCCUUGAGGCCGUGCCCCGCUGACUCUGCUCCUAAGGACAUUGACCCCGAAGGAAGUACAGACAGUUACUCAGCUGGGCUGCUCGGCAUCAGUAGUAAACAGGAAGAUGGAAAUGACCAGAACAUGACCCUGCUUUGUGCUCCUCACAUGUUAGCAUGUCAGAAUGUGGAGAGACAGGAACUUCAUACUGGUGGGAAGUAUACAUUGAUAAUGAUAAAUUAACUCUGAAAAUAAUUUGGCAGUGAGAGAAAACUGAGUCCAUCCCAUGACGCAGGAAUUCACUUCUAGGUAUGUGGCAGGGGCAUGUGCAGAAUGUCAGAAAUAGUGGAAAAGAACCCAAGUGCUCAAGGCAAGUGGAAGUAUACAUAUUUACCUAAUGAGCAUAUAAACAGGUGAAAAUGAGUUCUCUAUGCCCCCAGAGGUGAAUUUUGGAAAUAAUAUUAAAUAACAAGGCAAGUCCCAGAAGCCUUCAUAACCACAUCCCAUUUUCAGGUUAGAAAACAAAGCCUUCAAAACCCAGAGCUUGCAAGUACAUUGCGUCCAAGUGGGUCACGUGCACGAGAAACCCAGGUGGUCCUCCCCUCACUCAGCACUUGCUGCCUCCUGACCUGCCCCUGCAGUGAGACCAUCUAUGCAGUCACUGUCCCCACAUUCCCUUCUCGUGAACUCCCAUUCCUGUGCAUUUGUUUUGACUGCAUAGACAGAUCUCAGGACAGCAGUUAGGUGUUUUAUAUUUGUUUUCUUAUUAUUUGUAAUCCCAGUUUUUACCAGGAAAUGAACAUCUGGGUGCUUGUGGAGGUGGAUUUGUGGGGUGCUUGCACUCACCCUGGCUGGCUGGUGCUCCGGACCUCCAUGUAUCUAGAGGAUGCCCCCUCUGGAAGAUGUACAACUUCUGGGUACUUUUCCUGUGGGGAGAGGAAAUGAUAGAGAAUUUGUGGAGUCACAGUGCACAGGGACACUUUCCCAGUGGUCUGAAAAGCAGGAGAUUGUCUUGAGGUGUCUUUUACAUUCCCUGGAUGUCCUUGUUUCACACAUGCCAUUCACUUGUCCAGUACACAGCACUGAGGUGCCCUGGCUUUCCCUCCUUUGCUUACAGUGCGGCCUUUUAUUCUUUUCAGGGUCACAUGGCCUCCUGGCUCCCACACUGUCAACUUCCCCAGAGUGAACGUGUUGCAGGACAACCACCAGUUUGUCCACAAGGCCCACCUUCUUUGUGGGCUUGCAUCUGAGCCAGGCCGCCUAAUUGAGGAGGCCAGGACAGGCAUGAUGUAGAGGGCACCCUCAGAACCAGGCUGAUUUUCACCUGAUUCACCUGGUGAUGCGGGCCCUGACUGCUGAGUUGAGUUGUCAUCUGCCAGGUUUCUCACUGUAAAGUGACUUUCUCUCGUGCUUUAGUAUUUAGCCAUAAAAAUUAAGUUUUUCGGGCC
Messenger RNA from Talpa occidentalis (Iberian mole), 6060 nucleotides. It is a transcript of the gene IPPK, whose product is annotated as inositol-pentakisphosphate 2-kinase. Lineage: Eukaryota; Metazoa; Chordata; Mammalia; Eulipotyphla; Talpidae. The transcript has 13 exons. Gene Ontology annotation, biological process: inositol phosphate biosynthetic process. Gene Ontology annotation, cellular component: nucleus. Gene Ontology annotation, molecular function: ATP binding; inositol-1,3,4,5,6-pentakisphosphate 2-kinase activity. The record is from RefSeq and is a predicted model, not a curated record. The coding region runs from base 105 to 1580 and encodes 491 amino acids.